Molecule: messenger RNA, 1164 nt
Organism: Ornithodoros turicata
Lineage: Eukaryota; Metazoa; Arthropoda; Arachnida; Ixodida; Argasidae
Exons: 2
Coding region: 127-1164 (345 amino acids)
Source: RefSeq, a predicted model, not a curated record
CCUCAUAAGCCCUAUAGGAAUCAACAUUCAACAUUGUCAACAUCAAGCACGAUACGAAAACAGUUUUGCCUUCCUCGAACAGAAAAAGGUGGUGGUUUUGCUCCUUCCGAUUAUUGCCAUAAUGUGAUGUCGGCAAAACGGAGGUACAAUCAGAGCCUGUGGGACCUCAGCUCCCCUUGUCCGAGGCGGACUCAGUCUCGAGAGAAGAAAACGAGACUCGAAAUCUCGAACCUGAACAACGUGCAACACACAAAUGAAACCGAUGCUGGUAACGAAGUAAGCGAGCGCAUCACGAGCUCCGAAGAACCUGACCUGCUGAUUUGUUGCAACGAACAGCGACAGUUCCCAGCGGACAGCGACGACAGCGACCGCACGGUACCCGAUGGAUGCUGUGAAGGAGGUCCUUCGCGGUCGUCGGAAGCAUACAAUAGUGACAGGGAAGAUUGCGACGCCACUACCACCCAUGACCGCGACGAUACUGCAUAUGACUCCCACGACACCGACGACAGUGCUGAUGAGUCGUUAUAUGAGGAAGAGCCAGCGCAGGAGGAACCUAUGGACGAUCUUGACCAGCCCCUUUACAGUGGCUCAAAAUUGACACGUCGAGAAAGUUUGCUACUUAUUCUGGCCCACAGUCUCAGGCACCAUUCUUCGAAAGAAGCAACCGAAAGCCUCCUGAGGCUUGUGGAUGCCCACAUUCCAGACACAUCCACCCUGCCACUGUCCAAAUACAUCUUCUACAACCAGUUUGCCACCUGCACAAGGAACCACACAUUUCACAUGUAUUGCCUCACUUGCCACUCAUAUCUGUUGCAAGUAGGAGACAACGAUACCACUACUCCUGCUACUGUCCUGUGCACUCAGUGUGACUGCAGUCACAAUAUUGAAAAACUGAUGAAGUCCGGAUCAUACUUCGUUAUGUUGAACAUUGAGAGUCAAGUACGAGAUCUUUUGGAACAGCAUGGCCUGCCAACACGAAGAAAAGACGCAGGCUUCGACAUGAGUGAUAUAACUGACAGUGUUGCGUACAGGAAGCUUCCAAUGGAGGAAGACGACGUCAGCAUCACGUGGAAUACCGAUGGUGUCCCUGUGUUUGAGUCUUCGGGCUUCAGCAUUUGGCCGCUACAACUCAUUGUAAAUAAUGCCGUUCAAAUCCAGAAGUGA